Brachypodium distachyon (stiff brome) is the source of this 3459-nucleotide messenger RNA. RefSeq lists its product as uncharacterized. Lineage: Eukaryota; Viridiplantae; Streptophyta; Magnoliopsida; Poales; Poaceae. The transcript has a single exon. The coding region runs from base 280 to 3216 and encodes 978 amino acids. The record is from RefSeq and is a predicted model, not a curated record.
GUCUAGCACUUCACUCCACUCUCCAACACACGGACGACCCCCACGCCGCCGGCCUCGGAGAAGAAGCCGCACCCGCCGCCGCCUUCUCCAGCCAGCCUACAGUAAUAACCUCCCCCCUUUCGUCUCCUCCCGCCCGCCCGCAUCCAAUCCAACCCGACCUGGCCCACCCACCCGCAAACCCCGCGUCGUUUCCUCUUACUCCUCCCGCACCGCUCGCGUUUCCAUAACCCCCACCCACAUCAACGCCAUCCGCAUCCCCACUGGUGCGUGGGACCCGCGAUGGAAAACCCAGCGGCAGCGGAAGCGGCGGCGGCGGCCGACCCGGAAACCCUAGCCGCCGGGGAGCUGGUGUGGGCCAGGACCAAGGGCCGCGGCCACUGGUGGCCCGCGCGCCUCGCCGCCGCCUCCCCCGCCGCAUCCCGCGCCGCGCCCGUCUGCUUCUUCGGGGACCACGACGACGACGGCGGCAGCGACCCCCGCCGCGCCACGCGGCUUAAGCGCUUCUUGGAUGCCCAAGACGAAGACGCCGACGCGAUGGCCCGGGCCAGCACGGCCCGCCCCUUCCUCGCCGCCGUCGACGCCGCGCACGCCGCCGCCGUCGCGCUCCUCUGCAGGGACCUCACCUGCGCCUGCGCCUCUCCUCCUCCGUCCUCGGAGGAGGCGGCGGCGGCACCUGAGGUCGUCGUCGUCGUCAGCGGCGUGGCGAACAUGGCCCCCGCGGAGUUCCUGGCCGCGCUCCGCGACGGCGCCGCGCUGGACGCCUCGACCGUGGGGCUGGCGGCCCGCGCGAGGCUCAAGAGCUGGGUCCGCGCCCUCGCCCAGGGCUGGGGCCCUGCCGGCCCCGGCCGCUAUCUGCGCCGCUCGGUCGAGGAGCUCGUCGACAAGAUCGACCUUGACGUGCUGGCGGUGGAUGACAAAGACGACGAUGACGCUGCCGUGGAGGAGGAUGAAGAGGAGGAGAAGGCGGUGGUGGUGGAGCGGCUGCAGGAGACGCCCGCGCAGAGGCGGCGUAGGGUCACCAAGCUGAUGGAGGAGCUGGAUGGAGGGGAGGAGGUCGCCGACGACGACCAGAAGGAGGACGAGGACAAUGGCAGUGGAGACCCUGGGACGGCAGGGCUGUCCUCGAGGCGGGAGCGGAAGAAGAGCAAGUACCUCUCGCCGCCCUACACCAAUCCAGGAGGGUUUACCAUCAUCGAGAAGCUGGAUGAUCUGCCAAAGGAGUUGCUGCUGCCUAGUGCUGGUAAAGAUAACAAGAAGAAGGCGUUGCUGGACAAUGUCGGUGUGCGGGAGGUCUUGUUGCUGGUUUGUCGCUUUGGGAAGGAUGUCUUCCAUAAGAACAAGUUCCCCAAGGCUGCCGAGGGGUUCCUUGCUUUGCGUAGAAGCUCGCUGCACGUUGAGGGUGCUGAUCAUGGGUCCUAUGUGGAGCAUAAAUGUCCGGCAGCGGGUACUGAUGCCAAAGCUGCUGCAGACGUUGCUGGUCUGGUGUCUGGUUCAUGUGCUGAUCCGAAACAAGGGAAGGGUGCAUUGAAGAGGUGUAGAAAGAACGAUCAAGAUGGGAAUGGUGGUUCUUCUAUUAAGAGGAAGAUGAAGAAAACCUCUCUCACGAGUCCAGCGGAGAACGUUCUUGUAAAAGCCAGUGAGGAUGCUACUGGUUUGGUUUCCCAUUCAUCUGCUGAUCUGAAACAAGGGAAGAGUGUAUCGAAGAGGAGUAGGAAGAAGGAUAAUGAUGAGAAUGGUGGUUCUUCUGUCAAGGGGAAGAAGAUGGGGAAAGCCUCUCCAAUGGUUACUCCUCUUGAAUGUCCAGCGGAGAAUGUUUCUGUAAAAGCCAGUGAGGGCAUUGCUGGUUUGGUUUCUGAUUCAUGUGCUUCUCCGAAACAAGGGACAUCUGUAGUGAAGAGGGGUAGAAAGAAGGGUCAAGAGGGAAGCGUCGCUUCUCCUAUCAAGAGGAAGAAGAUAGAGAAAACCUCUCCAACUGCUACUCUUGGCUGUGGCGUAGUAAUUACUCCUGCUGUUCCUAUCAGGCAAGUUAGAGCAGAAGAUAUAAGAAGCGAGGUGAAAACAGGCGGUGUUGCAAAGGACAUUGGAGUUGGGAUUCUGGAUCAGAAGAACAAGUUGAUGACUACAAGUCCUGUUUCAGCUGCAACCUCUGGAGGAAUAAAAUCAGGAGAGAAGCAGGACCAAGCAGAUUGUGGAUCUGCUGUGAAGACACCAGUGAAUGCUUUGCCUAGCAAAUCUGCAGAAAAGCAUGACAGUGGUACCGUGGAAGCAACAGAAUCAGGAACUGGUAUGAAUGCUCAGACUGUUAUUGCAGAUGUGCCUGUGAGAACAGUUGAAGCAACAAAAUCAGCAACUGAUAUGAAUGCACAACCUGUUAUUGCAGAUGAGCCUGUGAGAAUUGUUCAGGCUGAAGCAACAAAGCCUGAAACUGGUAUUCAGGUUGAUAUGAAUGUCCAAAGUGGUAUUGUCGAUGUGCCUGUCAGAAGUGUGGAAGUGAGUACUGUCCUAGAAACUGAUGCUUCUCUGGAGGCAACGGUGCCAGAAAUGCAGAAGCAAGUGGAGGUGGUCACUCCUGGAACAAAUGUCAUGGCAAUGAGCCACACACUUGCAGAUGACGGUCAAAAGGGUGAACAACCUGAACAGAAGAAGACAGCUUGUGAGGCAAUUGCAAAUCAUUUCCCUGCAAAAGCUUCUAAUGGAACCGGCCCUUACCCACCUAAUUCUACUCCUAAGAGGAAGAAGAAAGAAACUGCACAGUACUUUGCACAUCCAGCAGAGAUUCUGUUGGAAUUCACGCCGGGUGUCAUCCUCCCUUCCAAAGAGGAACUAAUCUCUGCAUUCAGCAAGUUUGGCUCCUUGAUCGAGUCUGAGACUGACAUUUUAAAAGAUGCCUUCAGCGCACGUGUCGUGUUUGGAAAAAGUGCAGAAGCUGAGGCAGCCUACAACAAGCGAGAAGCCGUCGGUGUGUUCGGCCAGUUUGGGCCUCCUUUUGCCACCCUAAAGAGGCUUACUUAUCUUCCCGCAACCAAGCUGAGCAUCCCUCCUCCGCGUUCACCUGCUGCUUCGAAACCUUCGCUCCUGGACAUGAAGAAAAACCUCGAGAACAUGAUCUCAUCGCAUGGCACGAACCCGAACCUCCUGAGUCAGAUGCAAGGGCUCCUGUCGCAGGUUGAGAAGAUGGUGGCCGGGUCCUCUAGCGCUACGAGCACUCCUCCUUAGGCCCCUGCUGUAUGCACUUAUGAAUCAGGCUUCUCCCUAGCUCAUGAUCUUGAUAGUCGGUGCUGGCUGUAUUUUGUUAAUUAAUUAGAGCUGCUUAUUUCCAGUUUUAGAUAAAUUAGACCUGUCGAUCGGUUCAGCAGUUAUGGUCUGAUGAAACUCAUGCGAAUGGUAGACGGUGUUAUCAUGUCCCUGCUUCUUGUGCCUGGUUUAUGUCCGAAUCGCAGUUUUUUUUCCUGCCCCUCA